This is a messenger RNA of Zootoca vivipara (common lizard), 1539 nucleotides long. RefSeq names its product defective in cullin neddylation 1 domain containing 2 (gene DCUN1D2). NCBI's taxonomy places the organism in Eukaryota, Metazoa, Chordata, Lepidosauria, Squamata, Lacertidae. The record is from RefSeq and is a predicted model, not a curated record. Gene Ontology annotation, cellular component: ubiquitin ligase complex. Gene Ontology annotation, molecular function: cullin family protein binding; ubiquitin-like protein binding; ubiquitin conjugating enzyme binding. Gene Ontology annotation, biological process: protein neddylation.
GAUUGUAUACAACAUGGACAGUAUAGAGACGGGGAGAAAGAGGUAAUCGCAACCGCCUCCCUUGCGGUGCAUUGUGGGAAGUAUAGAAUUCCCACUCCACCCCUCCCACGCUCACAUCGGCCAUAGAGUUUUCAGAAGAGAGUGCUGUCUUUAACUACAGAAGAACAAGGAUUUCUUUGGGUUAUUCUGGAGUGAAAUUUGUUACCCAACAAGAGAAGUAAACCCUUUUAAAAGAUAGGCAGUUAUAGUAGAAUUCUGAAACAAACGACUGGAUUAGCUUCAUUGGCUUUCCUGCUUCUUUUGCAUCCUAAAGCAUAAACUUAAAUCGUCUCAGAAGGACAAGGUCCGCCAGUUUAUGGCAGUUACCCAGGCUGGUGAAAGGACUGCUAUAUACUGUUUAAUGCAGAAUGAGUGGAAACUAGAAGUGGCAACAGACAACUACUUCCAGAACCCAGACUUGUACUACAAAGAAUCCAUGAAAAUUUCAAUAGACAGAAAGAAGUUAGAACAAUUGUAUAACAGGUACAAAGACCCGCAAGAUGAGAAUAAAAUUGGCAUUGAUGGGAUUCAACAGUUUUGUGAUGAUUUAAGCUUGGACCCUGCUAGUAUCAGUGUUUUGGUCAUAGCAUGGAAAUUUAGGGCAGCCACGCAGUGUGAAUUCAGCAAAAAAGAAUUUGUAGAUGGCAUGACAGAACUGGGGUGUGAUACUACGGACAAGCUAAAAACUCUUUUGCCAAGACUGGAACAAGAAUUAAAGGAUCCAAUGAAGUUUAAAGAUUUUUAUCAGUUUACCUUUAACUUUGCUAAGAACCCUGGACAAAAAGGUUUAGAUCUAGAAAUGGCAAUCGCAUAUUGGAAUUUAGUUUUAUCAGGGAGAUUUAAAUUUCUAGAUCUUUGGAAUAAAUUUUUAUUGGAGCAUCAUAAAAGAUCAAUCCCCAAAGAUACUUGGAAUCUUCUCUUAGACUUUGGAAAUAUGAUUGCAGAUGAUAUGUCAAACUACGACGAAGAAGGAGCAUGGCCAGUUCUAAUAGACGAUUUUGUGGAAUACGCACGACCAGUAGUCACAGGAGGAAAACGUAAAGCUUCCUAACCAUAGACUCUUCUCAGUGGACUUAAUAAGUUUUGCAGUCUGAACUGCACCAGGUAAUGAAGACAUUUUGGCCAAUAACUGUGCGCACCGUCACUGGUUUCGAUAGUCGUGGUGGGAUGCCACUGACGAAACAGGAAUCACUACUUCUGCUUCAAGAAAAUGAUGGCUGACUCAUGGACACUGCAAGAAGAAAUUCAGAAGAUAGCCCAGGCUGUUUGUAGGAUAUUGGAUUCAAUUAUUGUACUGGUUGUAUCAUAUAGGAUGUAGAUUUUGCAUGAUUUUAUACUUUGGAGAAGUUUAACUAGAGGCCAUUUUAGUAAAAGUUUUGACAGCACAGCAUGCCAUUCAGUUCAUGAACACCAGCAGUUACAUAAUUACAACUGUAUUAUAUUGUACUUAUAUUAAAAAGCAGUAUUUGUGGUAUAUAAAUUAAAUCCCUAAAUAAAGUA